CCAUGAAGCAUAAAGAAAAGAAGAAACAUCUAGAAAGACCUUGUCGCACUCAAGAAGAUGUGCCAAAGCCUCAGUCAUUUAUGGAGGGACCUGGCUGCAGUCAGGCAGCAGCAGAAAAUUCAUCUACCUCUGAAUAUUUCACCUGUGUCUCUUCAUUAUCCAGUCUUUCUCACCAUGUUGAGGAUGGAACUUGCAGCAUUCAACAGGAUGCGCCUCAACCUCAGUCAUUCAUGGAGGCCCCAGGCUGCAUUCAGGCAGCAGGAGAAAAUGCAUCUGCCUCUGAAUAUUUCACCUGUGUCUCCUCACCUUCAAAGCGUCCCCGUUAUGAUGAGGAUGGAUCCCAUCAAUUACAACAAAAUUUUCCCUAUCUUGGGAAUCUUAAUAUAUCUGUGUCAGAGUCAACAUGGAAACGGAAGAUCAUGGAGUGGACCAUAGGAGGAUUCCAUCAAUUAAAAAAAUAUUUUUCCUAUUUUGGGAAACUUAAUAUGCCUGUGUACCAGCCAGCACGGAAACGGAAGAUCAUGGAGGGGCACAUAGGAGGAUUCCAUCAAUUACAACAAAAUUUUCCCUAUCUUGGGAAUCUUAAUAUGCCUGUGUACCAGCCAGCACGGAAAUGGAAGAUCAUGGACGGGUACAAAGGAGGAAUCAAGGAGAGACGUGUACCCAAGAACUUGGUGCAAAAAGAGUCUUCCUCUGACUAUUCAUAUAGCUCCAAUUCUUCACAUUCAACUAGUAAUAAGGAGCCCGGCCUCAUGAAAAUUUACUAUAUGCGUGUACAAAUGAAAAGGGGUGUGGCUGUCUUGUGCCAUACAGGGGAAGGAUGGGAGCCUCCCUCAAAAAAGAUCAAAAUGGAAGAAAUGACCUAUACUACAGAGGUGCAUAAAAAUGUCCCCCUCUCUCACAUGUCUGGGGAGAAUCUCCUAAAUGACCCUGAGCCCAGCGUAGACAGUCCAGCCCAAGAGAAAAGGGAGAAGGCUGGCUGUAACGCAGAACCUCCAAAUCUGGUGGCGUAUCGCAGGAUCCCAUUGAGGAGGGCCCUGGAGAGCGGGUUCAGGUGCCUGGCCUGCUGCCGCGUCUUUGCUAGCCUGGAGGCCCUUCAGGGGCAUGUGGAGCAUGGGGUCCAGGAGGGCUUCAGCUGCCAUGUGUUUCAUCGAGCCAUGGCUCGUCUGAAGUACAAAAAGCUUAAGAGAAAGCAGAAGAAAUUGAUGAAGGCAACAUUAAGUUGCCAGGAGGAAAAACAUUUGACACGAAGACAAACUUGAACAACUAAAGAGAAUGUUUUUCAGCCCCUAAAGGAGAGGAAGUGAAGCAGGUUAGACUCCACUGAGGAGGCUUCAUUCCCCUCAGCAGACAAAGUAUCCAACCUUUUUUCCAUUUCUAGCACCACCAUCUCUAGGACCACACCACCAAUCUGAGCAGACAGCCCCUUUUAAUACUAAGAACGAGGGACCAGAAGGCAGACCACACCAUCCCAGAUACUGCCUUACCCUCUCUCCUACUUUAUUGAUUAUACCCACACAUAUAGCAUCCAUAAAUACAUGCUUGAUGCAAAAGAGUGUAGACACUACAGGGUUUAAUAGUACAGAUCCUAAUACCCCUCCCCUGCACUGACUCCCACAUUUCCAUGAAAUUGGUCUUUUGAAACAAUUUUACAUAUUUUUCUAAAUCCAUUUAUUUAAAUGAAGAUAUACCUCUUUCCAGCAUCUCCCGAUUGCAUAUUCAUCUGCACAAUUAUUUGUCUGGAAGACAGAUAUUAUUGAGAGAGAAUAAGGUACUGCACAGAUGGAACAAAAAGCAACUAUAAUCCACCCCUUACCUUCUACUGUGGACACACAGGUGCAUAUUCACUUCUUAUACAUACAUAUUCAUGGGGAAGGAUGGAGCACAAAAUGAGUAGUUUCAAAAUCUUCUGAUAUGUAUAAUAUACAUGUGUCCAAAGUGUCAUAGUGAGUAUUUAAGCUUAAUAACUUUAGAAGGGUAAAAGCUACCAA
This is a messenger RNA of Eptesicus fuscus (big brown bat), 1991 nucleotides long. RefSeq names its product protein FAM170A-like. Gene Ontology annotation, cellular component: nucleus. The coding region runs from base 3 to 1262 and encodes 419 amino acids. The record is from RefSeq and is a predicted model, not a curated record. Gene Ontology annotation, biological process: fertilization. NCBI's taxonomy places the organism in Eukaryota, Metazoa, Chordata, Mammalia, Chiroptera, Vespertilionidae. The transcript has 7 exons.